Camelus dromedarius (Arabian camel) is the source of this 1256-nucleotide messenger RNA. It is a transcript of the gene SEPTIN12, whose product is annotated as septin-12. Gene Ontology annotation, biological process: intracellular protein localization; cytoskeleton-dependent cytokinesis. Gene Ontology annotation, cellular component: microtubule cytoskeleton; septin ring; cell division site. The transcript has 9 exons. The record is from RefSeq and is a predicted model, not a curated record. NCBI's taxonomy places the organism in Eukaryota, Metazoa, Chordata, Mammalia, Artiodactyla, Camelidae. Bases 26 to 1111 code for a protein of 361 amino acids. Gene Ontology annotation, molecular function: molecular adaptor activity; GTPase activity; GTP binding.
ACAGGCAUCAUUGUUCCUCAGCCCCAUGGACCCCCUGAGGCAGCCCCCCUCCCCCUGCUCACCAAGGCCUUCCAGCCCCAGGACACCAUCCUGCGAGAUGCUUGGUUACGUGGGCAUCGAGGCCGUGCUGGACCAACUGAAGAUCAAGGCCAUGAAGAUGGGGUUUGAGUUCAACAUCAUGGUGGUGGGGCAGAGCGGGCUUGGCAAGUCCACGAUGGUGAACACGCUCUUUAAGUCCAAGAUGUGGAAGUCCACCCUGCCAGGCCUGGGGGUGCCCACGCCCAAAACGCUGCAGCUGCAGUCGGUGACCCACGUCAUCGAGGAGAAGGGCGUGAAGCUUAAGCUGACCGUGACUGACACACCCGGCUUCGGGGACCAGAUCAACAAUGACAAAUGCUGGGACCCAAUCCUGGGCUACAUCAAUGAGCAGUACGAGCGGUACCUGCAGGAGGAGAUUCUCAUCACCCGCCAGCGCCACAUCCCUGACACCCGGGUGCACUGCUGCGUGUACUUCGUGCCACCCACCGGACACUGCCUGCGGCCCCUGGACAUUGAAUUCCUGCAGCGCCUCUGCCAGACUGUGAAUGUGGUGCCCGUGAUUGCCCGGGCUGACAGCUUGACCAUUGAGGAACGAGAGGCCUUCAGGCGCAGGAUCCAGCAUAACCUGAGGACCCACUGCAUCGAGGUGUACCCCCAGAAGUGCUUCGAUGAGGACGUCAAUGACAGGAUCCUCAAUAGCAAGAUCCGGGAACGGAUCCCCUUUGCUGUGGUCGGGGCCGACCGAGAGCACCUGGUGAAUGGGAGAUGUGUCCUGGGCCGGAAGACGAAGUGGGGCAUCAUUGAAGUGGAGAACAUGGCUCAUUGUGAGUUCCCCCUCCUGAGAGACUUGCUCAUCCGCACCCACCUCCAAGACCUGAAGGACAUCACCCAUAACAUCCACUACGAGAACUACCGUGUCUUCAGACUGAACAAAAGCCACGUGCUGCCCCGUGGGCCCGGCUGGGUGAACCUGGCCCCGGGCCCGGCCCCCAGCCCUGCCAGUCCCCAGGCCACCCCCCGGACCAUGAAGGUCUGCCGGUGGACCCAGGACAACUCGGACGAUGAAUGCUAAGCACUGGAGCACCCUGGGCCCAGGGUCUCCCAGACGCCAUGGCACCCCCCAACCCCCCGCACACACCUGUAUACUAGAGCGUGUAUUAAAGGUGAACAUUGCUUUUUGGGAAAAGCUGUGCUUUGAAAACAAAAGGUGUUUUGUA